Endocarpon pusillum Z07020 is the source of this 4218-nucleotide messenger RNA. RefSeq lists its product as uncharacterized. Bases 1 to 4218 code for a protein of 1405 amino acids. The record is from RefSeq and is a predicted model, not a curated record. The transcript has 2 exons. NCBI's taxonomy places the organism in Eukaryota, Fungi, Ascomycota, Eurotiomycetes, Verrucariales, Verrucariaceae. Gene Ontology annotation, molecular function: catalytic activity; protein binding. Gene Ontology annotation, biological process: nucleoside metabolic process.
AUGGCUUGCGAGCCCAAACGAAUACUGUCCCCGACCGAAUACACAGUCGCAUGCCUCUGUCCCAUGGGCGUCGAGCUGGCUCCCGUAGAAGGCAUGCUCGAUAGGAUCCACAAAUCCCUCCCGACAAAUCGCGAUCACAAUGUAUACACACUCGGUGAGAUUGAUGAACACAAUGUGGUGGUGGCGGUCAUGCCUGAGAUCGGGAACAAUAUAGCGGCCGCAGUAGCAACGCAGUUACUCAACGACUUUCCCUCAAUCCGAUUCGGUCUGCUGGUGGGUAUCGGAGGGGGUGUACCUAGCGCGACAGGCGAGCCUGAUAUUCGUCUAGGAGAUGUGGUAGUGAGUCAGCCUACUGAUACCUUCGGCGGCGUGGUACAAUACGACCUGGGCAAGAGAUUGGUGGACGGGCGAUUCGAGAGGACCGGUCAAAUGAACAAGCCGCCAGCGUUUCUAAGUGCCAGUGUGCACAAGCUGCAAGCUCAGCACUUCCGGCAGGGCGGCAAUCAGAUCUUCGAAAACCUGUCAGAGAUGAUGCAGCAGAAUGUUCGAAUGCAGGCUCAAUACUCGUUCCCAGCAGACCACCAGGAUCAACUGUUCCUGCCAUCCUAUGCACAUCAAUCUGGCGCCACUUGUGGUCAGUGUGAUCCGAGCCAAACGGUGUCUCGUCCCGUUCGGCCCGACCACCGACCUCGCAUACAUUAUGGGACGAUUGGAUCAGCCAACAUGGUGGUGAAAGAUAGCGCUACACGAGAUGGGCUAAAGAAGGAUAUGGACAUCUUAUGUGUUGAGAUGGAAGCGGCCGGCCUGAUGAACAGCUUUCCCUGUCUCGUCAUCCGUGGGAUAUGUGACUAUGCCGACUCGCACAAGAACAAGCGGUGGCAGCCGUACGCCGCGGCGGUGGCAGCAGCAUACAUGAAGGAGCUGUUGAUGGUCAUUCCUGCCCAACGAGUGGUGCAGAGGCGGAGCGCCGCGGUGAGCACAUCAUCUGGCCGCCAAUUUUCAGGCAGUCAGCGUCAUGCCGAUACGGGCGAUCGCAUUCCAGAACAGCCAAGAUUGGCAACCGGUCAACCUUCCCCUGACCCCCGUGGCGAUCGUUACCCGGGUCUCUCUCACAGCCAUUCGCAAACCCACCUGGAGAUGUCCACUAUUAGGGAAUAUCGCUUGGCGAAAAGAACCGCCUCAAAUGAUGAAAUAGAGAGCAUGGACAAUGAUGAGAUAGACCAGCGCAUGAUCAAAAGACCCAGGUUGGACAAUGCCGGAGUCCUAUGUAACUUCGUCGCAAGACAAAAAUGUACCAGGGAGCAAAAUCAACCCGGUGAAAGGUAUGGAGAUAUCAGCGUUGUUGGAAAUAGCACAACCCAUACUGGGGACAGAAUCAUCCAGAGCUGCGACCAUGAUCAUGACUGUGGCCAAUCCAGACGCGAAGCCCUGCUCGAAUCGCUUACCUUCGAUCGCAUGGACGCACGUCUGCGAAAUGUUACUAGAGCUACACCUAAAACAUGUGCCUGGUUGUUCCGUCACAGGGAUUUCGAAGCCUGGCUGCAAGAUAGUCGGAUUGCUGAGCACCAUGGCUUCCUUUGGCUGAAGGGCAAGCCCGGCUCGGGCAAAAGUACGAUCAUGAAAAAUGCAUGGGACUGGGCUAAAAGGAGGCGGCCAAAGAACACUAUCGUUCUGUCUUAUUUUUUCAAUGCCCGCGCCCCUAGUGCCCUCGAAAAAUCAUGCUUAGGACUGUAUCGAUCACUUGUGCACCAAAUUCUCUGCGAGGUCCCAGAGAGUAAACCUGUUUUCUUCGACCGGUUUCUGUCGAAAGAAAGAAACGGCACAGUGGAUGAGUGGACUCAGGAAGAACUCCAGGAUUUUCUCAUUGAGGUUGUCAAGACUAUUGAUGCCCCCCCUCUCCAAAUAUUCAUUGAUGCUCUGGACGAAGGCGAUGAAAAUGACGUGCGGAAGAUGAUGGAUUUUCUCCAGGAACUUGGCCGACAUUCACAAUCGUCUUCAAUGCGCCUUCGAAUUUGCCUCUCAAGUCGCCAUUAUCCCCAUAUUAGCAUAAGGAAUGGGCUGUCGCUCAUCGUUGAACACCAGCCAGAACAUCAGCAGGACAUCGAAACAUAUGUUCAGCAAAACUUCGUUGGUGAGGACACUCCCCGAAUGGUAGGGCUUCGACAGGAAGUGUGUUUCAAAGCAGACGGAGUCUUCUUGUGGGUUGUUCUCGUCGUUUGCAUGCUGAAGAAGGAAUAUGACCAUGGUGGCGGAAUAGACGCGAUGAGCAAACUUCUUGAGGGAAUUCCCAAGGGCUUGGAGGGGCUGUUUGCAGAUAUCCUGAAGCGCAGCUCCGAAGACAAGGAGACUUGCGUAUCUCUUCUACAAUGGGUGCUCUAUUCAACGCGUCCUUUGAGCUCAGGUGAGCUGUACCUAGCAAUUCAAUCCAGCCAGACAGCUACAUCCCAACUGGACACCAUCCUCCCUGGUAAAGAUCAAUUGAACAGACGCAUACUGAAGUAUUCGCGUGGUCUUGUCGAACAGACUAAAAGUCAACCACCAGUCAUUCAGUUUAUUCACGAAACUGUCCGAGAUUUCUUGACCGGAGAAAAGGGGCUGAAGCAGAUACAGUCUGCCUUGACAGGGAAGGUUCAAGGUUGGAGUAAUGACAAAUUGAGGUACGGCUGCCUUCGAUAUAUUCGACACUGUGGGUCACCGGAGCUAGACAAUGCGGAUAAUGACAGUAAUCCGAAGCAAAAGAACCCUACGCUGCUCAAGUCGACAUUUCCGCUAAUAGAUUAUGCUGUGAGCAGUCUUUUAAGACAUGCUGAUACCGCAGAGAAGAAUGGUGUUUCGCAAACAACCUUUCUACAACAAAUGCAAAGAACCGGUCAAAGAGACCUCUGCAACUGGAUACAAUGGCGAAAUGCCUUUGAACGAUACGAAGUACGGAAAUACCGUAACGAUGUGCCGUUAUUGUAUAUCCUCGUCGAGUACAACCUACUGAGUCUAAUCAAAGCUUUAGUCUCUAAGUCAGGCGACCUUGAUGUUGUCGGGGGCAGGUAUGGUACCCCCCUUCAGGCUGCUUGUUUCGCAGGUCACGAAGACAUAGCACGUUUCUUGCUUCAAAAUGGUGCGAGUGUCAACAAGUUGGGUGGUGAGUACAAACAUGCGCUAUUGGCGGCGAUAUACAGCAAAAAGCCCAACAUUAUUACCUUAUUGCGUCAACACGGCGCGUCACCAGCACCUGAGAUGCUGACAAAGCCACUUUUCGAGAUGAUCGCUCGCAAUUAUACCCACGGUGCUCAGAUAAUAAUGGAGUAUGGAGUUGACGUGGAAGCGAAAAAUAGGCGAGGCGAAACACCACUUCAUUUAGCAGUGAUCAAGGCGAAUAUUGUCCUGGUAGAUCUCUUAAUACAGAAUGGAAAAGGCAAUUACGGCAAUGCACUAGAGGCAGCAUCAGAUUCUGGCCAUGAGAAGAUAGUACAGAUGCUGCUUGAUGCAAGUACUGAUGUUGAUGUUAAUUUUCAAAGAGAAAUUUUCAGCAUUGCACUACAUGCAGCAUCAAGGUCUGGCCAUGAGAAGAUAGUGCAGAUGCUGCUUGAUGCUGGAGCUAAUGUUAAUGUUAAUGUUCAACAAGGAUUUUACGGUAAUGCACUGCAGGCAGCAUCAUUUUAUGGCCACGAGAAGACAGUGCAGAUGCUGCUUGAUGCGGGAGCUGAUGUUAAUAUUCAAGGAGGACACUGCAACAGUGCACUACAAGCAGCAUCAGAGCACACCAAUGAGAAGAUAGUGCAGAUGCUGCUUGAUGCUGGAGCUAAUGUUAAUGUUAAUGUUCAACAAGGAUUUUACGGUAAUGCACUGCAGGCAGCAUCAUUUUAUGGCCACGAGAAGACAGUGCAGAUGCUGCUUGAUGCGGGAGUUGAUGUUAAUAUUCAAGGAGGACACUACGGCAGUGCACUGCAGGCAGCAUCAUUUUAUGGCCACGAUAAGAUAGUGCAGAUGCUGCUGGAUGCAGGAGCUGAUAUUAAUAUUAAUAAUCAAGGAGGAUUCUACCAUAGCAGUGCUCUGCAGGUAGCAUCAAAGUCUGGCUAUGAGAAGAUAGUGCAGAUGCUACUUGAUGCGGGAGCUGAUGUUAAUAUUAAUGGAGGAUCCUAUCGCAGUGUAUUGUGGGCAGCAUCAAGCAACGGCCACAGUAAGAUAGUGCAGAUGCUGCGUAAUGCGGGAGCCGUGGAAUAG